Trichoplusia ni (cabbage looper) is the source of this 2210-nucleotide messenger RNA. Its product is annotated as cytochrome b5-like. Gene Ontology annotation, molecular function: heme binding. The transcript has 4 exons. Gene Ontology annotation, cellular component: intracellular membrane-bounded organelle; membrane. Bases 193 to 585 code for a protein of 130 amino acids. The record is from RefSeq and is a predicted model, not a curated record. Lineage: Eukaryota; Metazoa; Arthropoda; Insecta; Lepidoptera; Noctuidae.
GCUAUCGCUAUAUAUUCUUAAACAUAUCCUAAUCAAACGCUGUAGGAUCGUAGUGCUCACGGCUAAACGUCGUCACGGGUAUACUAAGGCUGUGCGCUUGUAUCUAGUGCCUAAUUGUUUAGUGUAGUGUGCGGGCACUAAAAGGCCAACUUUUGGUCAACGUGAAGCGGGAACCUAGCAAAGUCAACUACAAUGGAAGAGCAGCCCAAGUUAUUCACUCGCGAGGAGCUGAAGUCUCGCUGCACACGUAAAGACGCAGUGCUUAUCAUUCACAACGAGGUGUACGACGUCACAAAGUUCCUUGCAGAGCAUCCCGGUGGAGAGGAGGUCCUCCUGGAGAAGGGCGGCCAGGACGCUACGGAGUCCUUCGAGGAUGUGAGCCACAGCUCGGAGGCCAGAUCUCUCAUGGAGAAGUAUAAGAUCGGCGAUUUGGUGGAGGCGGACCGCGUGCAGAGCAAGAACGCGUUUGCGCCGCAGUGGAGCAACGACCAGGCGCAGGAGCAGGGCAACGCGUGGACGUCGUGGCUGACGCCGCUGCUGCUGGGCGUGGCGGCCACCAUCCUGUACCGGUACCUGUUCGCGUAGCCGCGCCGCGACCCGCCCGCCGCCCGCCGCCGCCGCGCACUACAUUGUGCUAACCUUAUGUAUUCAUAGGUAAAACAAACUGACUAAUUAUUGUCCAAGACUACGACUUCGUAUAUUUCACCACAUAUAAUAUCGUUUAUAAUGAUAUUAGCUAUGAAUCGUGUAAGAAAACAUCAGAUACACAACUGGUGAAUUUAUUAAGCGGGCGUCUCUCCUACGUUCCUCAGAUGUUCUCUGAGGAUUUUCGCCUCAUCAGAUUUACACUGCAUUUCUGACAGAAGACAUAAACACGAGAGGCUUAAAAUGCGCCCCAAACCGGAGCAUUAUAACAUUAUAAUUUUCUUUAUCUAUCUAGAUUUCAUAAAUGAAACUCAUUUAUGAAAUCUAUAAACCACUUAAAGUGACACAAUACAAUAGGAACACUUACUAUCACAAUGUAACAAGUGUAUAAGUUUGCCAAACUGCUGGGAAGUGCGGAGCGGUGGAGUGUUGGCGCUAUCUUGUUUUUUUUUAUGGGUUUGACGCAAAUGUCAAGUAACAAUUUCGGUAUUUAUAAUGGCUAUGUUUAAGUUUUAAGUGAAUAAGGGAGUGCAUCUUGGCAAUCGACACCAAAGGUUGUCGACCUAGUAUACAACAAUAACUAUCAAUAGAUACAUUUAUAAAGCCUAUAAAUAUUUAUUUCUACGAAAGUAGAUGUGAUUACAUUAUUAUGAGACAGAUUGAUUUAUAUUAUGUUCAUGUUAUUGGCAAUCUGUAUAGUCCCGGUAUACUAUACGUACGACAUUAUACUGUCGGUGACGUUUGUAACCGACUCAGAACAAGCACUAUUUCUAUACAUUGAAGGUAUUUUAUUGAAUACCGGAUUAUUAACAUUGCCAGUAGCAUUCAUUGUAUAAACAUAAUGAUAUAUGUAAGAAGUGUAUGGGGCUCUACGCUGUGUAACCUUGACUCUUAAUACCUGCUUGAUUUAUGCUCAUCGUCAGUUAUCAUUUUUUCGCCUCAACGAUGCCAGUUUGAACUUAAAUCUUGAUAGUUUAGGUGAUUAAGACUUUAUUAGGAGAAUAAGCGAAAGAUGGGUUUUUUUCUUUUACUUGUUAAGACGAAAACAAAAUGCUAUUUCAUAUUCAGUGAUGCACUGAGGUUACUUUCGCUAUGUGCUUUUAAUAUUUACGUCAACAUAGCAUUUUAUAAACGCUAGUUGGUCUGUGGAGAGGAAUAACACUUUAUUAUUAUUUGUGUGAAUGGAUGGGGGUAUAUUUAGGUGCUGAAUUCUAUAUGAUAUAAAAUGCCCAGCUUAAGGAAUUGUAUGAUGACAAUGUCAAUUAAAUAAUAAUAUAUACAUAGUAAUAUAUAGUAUGGUGUCCAUUGACUUGUUGUGGUUCCAGUAUGACAAAUGAUGCACAAAAUAAGUGUUUUGAAGAUGUUCUAUGUUUGUAACCAAUGUAAGUGCCUAGACGUUUAGAAUAGUGAUCAUGUUGUGUCUUUGUGCAGUGGAUCUAUUUCGAGGGUACCAUGGUGUAUUACUUUGAGAAUUCAUUUUAUAAUGAAUAUGCCUGAAAUUCAUUUUUCUUAUGUUACUGAAGUUUUAUAAUUUAUGUUGUUAUGCAUAAACAGUUUUAUUCUAA